Sceloporus undulatus (fence lizard) is the source of this 1502-nucleotide messenger RNA. Its product is annotated as urotensin-2 receptor-like. Gene Ontology annotation, molecular function: urotensin II receptor activity. The record is from RefSeq and is a predicted model, not a curated record. Gene Ontology annotation, cellular component: membrane. The transcript has a single exon. Lineage: Eukaryota; Metazoa; Chordata; Lepidosauria; Squamata; Phrynosomatidae. Bases 387 to 1502 code for a protein of 371 amino acids. Gene Ontology annotation, biological process: blood vessel diameter maintenance; neuropeptide signaling pathway; regulation of blood pressure.
ACAAGGACCUGCAGUCACAAAAAGCUUACUCUGAACCAACUUCCUUCUCAUAUUUUUCUUCAUUUACUUGCUUGCUGAACCAGGAAUAGGAUUGGAAUGGGCAAGCCUAGAAGUGGAUUUCUCCUCCAGUGUGCUUCCACACACUUCUGAACCUGAAUCCCAUUGGCGAGUAUAUUUUCAGAAAACUGUGCAUAGGAUCAGAUCAAUGCAGAGCUGGUUUAAAGGCUGCAGGGUGAACAGUAAAAGCCAAGUUGUGUAGCACUUGUUAAUUGGCAAAUAGACCUGUUAUAUUCCACAGCUGUCUGGGAAGAGAGGUUAGUACAGGACUAGAAUUACUCAUGCGUCCUUUGGCUCAGGCAUGUUGACCCGGAGCAUGGACCAACAUAAUGGAACUAAGUCAAUGUGAUAACCAGUCUUGUUACCUUAAGAACAGUAAUAAUUAUACCAAUGCUACAUCUGAGGUCAUCCGCAACACCAGUGAGGUCUUGGUUACCACAUUCCUGGGGGGUAUCCUUGCCCUCAUGUGCCUCAUUGGGAUGGUUGGAAACAUCUACACACUGGUAGUAGUCAACCUCUCCAGAAGACUGAAUGGCUCUAUGUAUGUUUAUAUUGUCAAUUUGGCCUUGGCGGAUCUCUUGUAUCUCUCCACCAUCCCUUUUGUCAUCUGUACUUACUUUGCCAAAGACUGGUACUUCGGGGAGGUGGGAUGCAGGGUCCUUUUCAGCUUGGACUUGCUCACCAUGCAUGCCAGCAUCUUCAUCCUCACCAUCAUGAGCACAGAGAGGUUCCUGGCCGUUGCCAAGCCCUUGGACACCCUCAGGAGGCAGAGAGAUUACCAAAGAGUCAUUGCCUGUGCCGUGUGGUUCAUCUCCUUCCUCCUCACCUUGCCCACCAUGAUCCUCAUUGACCUACGGACCAGCAGCCAAGAUGGUGUGACCAAGCGCAUGUGCUAUCCAACUUGGCAGAUGGAGUCCUACAAAGUCUACCUCACCGUCCUCUUCAAUACCAGUAUUUUGGCCCCAGGUCUCAUUAUUUGCUGCCUAUAUGCAAAGCUGGCCAGGAGUUACUGGAGAUCCCAGGUGGCUAUCUUUGGCCCCAAGGAUAUGAAGCGGUGCCCUAAGCAGAAAGUCCUGUAUAUGAUCUUCUGCAUCAUCCUUGCCUAUUGGACCUGCUUCAUCCCAUUCUGGCUCUGGCAGUUGAUCAGUGUCUACCACCCGCAGCCAGAGAACCUGGAAAGCCAUACCGUUGUUUGUAUAAACUUCUUUGUGACCUGCCUGGCAUACAGCAACAGCUGUAUCAACCCUUUCUUCUACACACUGCUCUCCAAGAAUUACAAGGAGUACAUAAGGAGCCAGCAGAAAAAUGGUCUUCUCUUCUCCAUGAUCAAGCCCAAGGGGGCCUCCUCAAGAAAAUCUAUGUUUUCUGCAAGCCACACAUACACAGAAUGUAUGGCUGUUGCUCAGCUUGAGGGAAACGACUGCAAAGGUGUGGUCUCUCUGUGA